AUGGCAUCGCGAAAGGUUGCCGACAAAGCGAAGGUGCACGAGCUGGCAGACACGGCCAGCGACAGUGCCACCAAGGUCAUCGGCCGGGUGGAGCAGGCCCUCACCAAGCUUGAUCUGGGAAGGGUGGACGUGCAGCAGAUCACCAACGACAUCUUGAACGGCAAGGUGGACCUCUCGGGCUUUGCGAAAGACCUGAACCUGGGCACUGUCCCACCGACGGAGGAGCUCGGGACUGUUUGGACUGAACUGGAGUCCCAUCUUCAGCAGGUUCUGCAGGGCGCGAUGCGCUCUGGUGACGGUUCUUUGAAUGGAUGA
This is a messenger RNA of Symbiodinium sp. CCMP2456, 315 nucleotides long. Lineage: Eukaryota; Dinophyceae; Suessiales; Symbiodiniaceae. The record is from the annotation of a GenBank genome assembly.